GGUAAAGGUCUCAGUCACAUUUGAGUAAAACAAUCCUAUUUCUAUAAAUGUCAUAGGAUCUUUUUCUUAAAGAUCUUUUAUUUUCACGGACCCCUUGCAAUUACACCACGGACCACUAGGGGUCCGCGGACCCCCGGUUGAGAAACACUGCGCUUACUGGUUUGACUGUAUUUCUUUGGCAAGAAGACGGUAGCUAUUUAGUGCCCACUCCAGAUCGGUAGGUGGCGGUAAUGCUUCCUAAAGCCGCUUACCAACCGCCGAUAAAAAUGGAGAGAAGCAGAAGAACGAAAGAGGAAGAAGAAGAAGAAAAAAAGAGGCGAAUUGGGUCACGUGAGCACAGCCCAGCUGAGCGACAGAGGAGGGCUAGCGAGUUAGCCGCGCUAGCUAACGGUUAGCUGUCGAAACCGUAACGGGAAGAAAGAAGUCGCCGUUUUCCCCCCCUAAUUAUAAAAUCGCGGGACGACAACCGCGUUGGCCGCUCGGCGAGUCAUGGAGUGUACACGACGGGUGUCGUGGUUUAUUGGAUCUCAGCGCAGAUGUCAAGUCAGUGGUGGGAUGUCGCCGUCAUAGCUUGUAGCUAGGCUGGGCGAAGCCGAGGGCCGGGCAGGGGAGGCCGCCGGGGCAUCUGCCCCUCAGGUGGAUCAAGGAACAGAGAGAAUCGGUGCGACUGGUUUGAGACGGUGAACCCUCUUUUAUCCCUGGUCUUGGGUGUUUUACAUCCACAUAUCUGUUACCACCUUCAUCACCCCGAGUAGAACCAUGUCUACACCAGGAUGCUGCCACCUACCCGGCUCCCUUUGUGAUUACUCUGGGAACACCGACUCUGACGCCACAAAGGACUCAGAGGAGUCCGAUUCUACCAUGCAAGCUCAGUACAUUGCCAAGGUUACAGCUAAAGAUGGCCGCCCACUCUCCACCAUCGUCAAAGCUGUGAGCUUGCAAAGUGAUGUAGGAAUGUGUCGUAUCUGCCAUGAGGGGGUCGGUGGUGAGACGCUCCUCUCGCCGUGCGACUGCACGGGCACGCUCGGCAAGGUGCACAAGAGCUGCUUGGAGAAGUGGCUGUCCUCCUCCAACACCAGCUACUGUGAACUCUGUCACACCGAGUUCACCAUCGAACGGCGGCCACAACCUCUCACACAGUGGCUGAAGGACCCAGGUCCCCGCAGUGAGAAGCGGACUCUGCUGUGCGACAUGGCCUGUUUCCUGCUCAUCACGCCCCUGGCAGCCAUCUCUGGGUGGCUUUGUCUGCGUGGAGCCCAGGAUCACCUGCAACUGAAGAGUAGACUGGAGGCCGUGGGACUCAUUGCACUCACCAUUGCGCUUUUCACCAUCUACAUCCUCUGGACAUUGGUAUCGUUUCGCUAUCACUGUCAGCUGUACUCGGAAUGGAGGAGGACCAAUCAGAAGGUGCGCUUGCUCAUGCCCGACUUAAAAGGGGCUCACGCUACCCAACAUUCUGUGCCGACCAAGUCGACCAAGAAAAUGACUGAUGAGACCAUCGUAUGAGUGCCGAACGCAGGCUGUGGACUAAAAAAAAAAACAAAAAAAAAACAAAAAAACAACAAACCACACCUCUCCGCCAAAGCGCUCUUAAAACGAAAACGCAUUACACAAGUAUAACUUUUGCACUUCCUACGGACCAUUCUGAGCGGAGGAGGGGGGCGGGUGGUGUGGUCGUUUCCUCCUCCUGUUUACAUGUAUAUGAAGCACUUGAUGCGAACUGCUAUGGUGUUAGCCGACAACGAGACCCGACACGGCGGGUUUGGACGGGAGUCAUUCUGUAGUCUUAGCUGAAGCUGACGUGCGGAAUCGUCACCUGGCAGCCCCUGCUGGGAUGUCGACACUUGGGACUUCGGGGACACUGGAGGAAACCUGCCCCGGCUGUCUGACAGUGACGCUGUCUGAAGACACGAGCUAAUGUGGCGGGAUGUAACAGAUUUAGCAUGCUACUACAGUAUAUCUAAACUCUAAUCAUUACCUACCUGUCAUUCCCCCAUGUCCCUUCACCAUCUAUCUAUCCACGGCUGAAACACAGGCGGUUGACAGCCCGGCAGAGAAUAAUGGUCUUCUACAAAAAAUGUGCGAUUGACCGAGUCAGAUCACAUCACUGGGGAGUAUUUUUUUUUCCAGAUAAGUAGAGGACGGUCAUUUCAUAUAUCAAAAUUGUGGUCUUAUUUGAAAUCGAUAGGGUAAAGCUUUUCCAUUGCUGUCUAAAUGGGGGGAAAACAGUGAAAUCAGCAGUCAAAACGUCAGACAUUUCUAACAUUUGAUAAAAAAAACCCUCCAAAAAAAACCAAAUCGGUCGGCAUAGCACUGAAACCAUAGGAUAUUCCUGUUAAACGUGUAAUGACACUAACAGUAAAGCGGCAUUAUGGUCGUGUAUACGGACGUAGCGUUGAGGUUCUGGGAGAGCGUUUACUUUGUAAAUCGGGGCGGAGCUUCCACCGAUGUCAUGAAGGGGCAUUACGAACAUCUCCGCUCCGCUUGUAUAUGCACCAUUCAAGUAUUAAUGGAACUAAUGGCUACAGUUAUAGCGGGGAAAACUAGAAGAACAUCAAAAGAGACAUGCUGAAAUGACAAUGACGGAAACGAAAGCAUUCUAAACGUAGAGAUUAGAGAAAAGUACCAGUGCAGCCUGGGGGACUGUCGGCUCGAUGGCUAAUUUAGGGAGGGAGGGGAAACGAACAAACAUGCAAAAUGUUUGAAGUGUCUAAUGUAUGCUGCAUAUCCUAAACAAAGUAUUCUGUGUCAUUUUAGUCUUCCUGCUGGCCUCCCUGGAGAGUUGGGUCACUGUGCAAUAAAACAUAAGGGACUCCUGCUAUAUGGAUCAAUAUAGAAUGUCUUGUUUGA
This is a messenger RNA of Lampris incognitus (smalleye Pacific opah), 2850 nucleotides long. Its product is annotated as E3 ubiquitin-protein ligase MARCHF2-like. Gene Ontology annotation, biological process: protein ubiquitination. The record is from RefSeq and is a predicted model, not a curated record. The coding region runs from base 760 to 1506 and encodes 248 amino acids. NCBI's taxonomy places the organism in Eukaryota, Metazoa, Chordata, Actinopteri, Lampriformes, Lampridae. The transcript has 5 exons. Gene Ontology annotation, molecular function: ubiquitin-protein transferase activity; zinc ion binding.